Messenger RNA from Auanema sp. JU1783, 1326 nucleotides. NCBI's taxonomy places the organism in Eukaryota, Metazoa, Nematoda, Chromadorea, Rhabditida, Rhabditidae. The record is from the annotation of a GenBank genome assembly.
AUGUUUUCUCGUUGUUUUGGAACCUCACGGGUUAUAGGGUCUGGUUCAGUUAUAACUAGGACCGUUUCAAAUGUUCCAGUUCAAUCCUUCAAGCCUUUGGAGUUUGACUUAGUUGUAGUUGGUGGGGGGAUUGUUGGAUGUGCGACUGCUCGUCAACUCCAAAUAAACCACCCUAAUAUGAAAAUCGCUAUUGUGGAGAAGGAAGAGAAACUUGCUGCUCAUCAAACUGGGCAUAACAGUGGCGUAAUACAUGCUGGAAUAUACUACACUCCGGGUUCCUUGAAAGCGAAGCUUUGCGUGGAGGGCAUGGAAUUGGCUUACAAAUUCUUUGAUGAAAAUAAUGUACCUUACAAGAAAACGGGAAAACUAAUCGUAGCAGUCGAGCCCAUCGAAGUAUCCAGGCUGGAAGCUCUGUUUGAACGAGCGAAAAAGAAUAACUGUCGAGAUAUCAAAAUGAUUGAAGCUCAUGAAAUCAAAGAGUACGAACCCCACUGCAAGGGUUUGAAAGCCUUAUGGUCUCCACACACGGGUAUUGUGGACUGGGGUUACGUUUGCAAACGUUUCGCUGAAGACUUUGAGAAGAGAGGAGGCUCGGUUUUUGUUAAGUACCCAGUUGAAUCGAUUGAAAGCUCUGGAGAUCCAAAGUAUCCAAUACGACUGACGUCCAAUGGAUAUGCCAAUGUUCAUGCAAACAAAUUGAUCACCUGUGCAGGAUUACAAGCUGAUCGAGUUGCACAGCUUAGUGGAUGUGAUGCUGAUCCCAAAAUUGUUCCAUUCCGUGGGGAAUAUCUUUUGCUGAAGCGAGAGAAGAGACAUUUGGUUAAUACUAAUAUUUAUCCGGUACCCGAUCCAAGGUUCCCAUUCCUUGGCGUUCAUUUCACUCCUCGGAUGAACGGAGAUAUUUGGCUAGGCCCAAAUGCAGUUCUAGCUUAUAAGCGAGAAGGAUACUCAUAUUUCGAUGUGUCGAUGAAAGAUUUGUAUGAUGCCUUGUCUUAUAGUGGAAUGCACAAGCUUGUUGGGAAGUACUUAUCGUUUGGAAUGACAGAAAUGUAUAGAGGAAUUUGGAUCCAAGCACAAGUUAAGCAACUGCAGCGUUUCAUUCCUGAAUUGAAACUCUCAGACGUCACGAGAGGUCCAGCAGGUGUGCGAGCCCAGGCAAUGGAUAGUAAUGGAAACUUAGUAGACGAUUUUGUUUUUGAUAGCGGAAAAGGAGAAUUUUCUUCUCGAGUAAUGCAUGUGCGUAAUGCUCCAUCUCCUGGAGCUACUAGCAGUCUUGCUAUAGCUAAAAUGGUAGCUUCUGAAGCAGCUAAGCGAUUCAGUAUUUGA